Molecule: messenger RNA, 676 nt
Organism: Poeciliopsis prolifica (blackstripe livebearer)
Lineage: Eukaryota; Metazoa; Chordata; Actinopteri; Cyprinodontiformes; Poeciliidae
Product: gamma-crystallin M2-like
Exons: 3
Coding region: 89-637 (182 amino acids)
Biological process (GO): visual perception; lens development in camera-type eye
Molecular function (GO): structural constituent of eye lens
Source: RefSeq, a predicted model, not a curated record
CUCUACAUUUGCUCAGGUAUAAAAGGAAAACGUUUAGCCAGGUAGGAAUGCAGUACAGGAGCAACACAACCACUCAUCAGCAGCCAACAUGAGCAACAUGAACAUGAGGGGCAAGAUCAUCUUCUAUGAGGACAAAAACUUCCAGGGUCGUCACUAUGAGUGCAUGAGUGACUGUGCUGACAUGUCCUCCUACAUGAGCAGGUGUCACUCUUGCAGGGUGGAGAGCGGCUGCUUCAUGGUCUAUGAUCGCCCCAACUACAUGGGAAACCAGUACUUCUUCAGGAGAGGAGAGUACGGUGACUACAUGAGCAUGAUGGGCUGGAAUGACUGCAUCAGGUCCUGCCGUAUGAUCCCCAUGUACAGAGGAUCCUACAGGAUGAGGAUCUACGAGAGGGAGAACUUUGGUGGUCAGAUGCAUGAGUGUAUGGAUGACUGUGACUCUUUCAUGGACCGCUACCGCAUGUCUGACUGCAUGUCCUGCCAUGUGAUGGAUGGUCACUGGCUGAUGUACGAGCACCCCCACUACAGAGGCAGGAUGAUGUACAUGAGGCCUGGAGAGUACAGGAGCUUCAGGGAGAUGGGAUAUGGAGGCAUGAGGUUCAUGAGCAUGAGGAGGAUCAUGGAUUCCUGGUACUAAAUGUGUAUUCUUGAAUAUCAAUUAAAUUUUUCCAAACUA